AUGGGAUUUAUGGGCGUUCUUUGUUUCUGGCGCUCGAAAAAAAGGGGGAAAGACGAUGAGAUACGGAUUGUGCAUGCUGGUCGCCCAUCCAUGGAGUACUGUGACAAUACAGUGAAGAGCUCCAAGUACACGCUUCUUACAUUUCUUCCGGCGAACCUCUUUGAGCAGUUUCAUCGUCCGAUUAAUCUUUACUUCCUUUUACUGACAGCGCUCCAGUUUACCCCCUCUGUGGCCCCAGUGAGUCCGUUUACCUCACUUGUGCCGUUAACCAUUGCCUUUUUGAUCACCGCCAUCAAGGAGGGCAUUGAUGACUGGUAUCGACACAAGCUGGACGACGAGUGUAACUCCAGGUGGUACAGUAUAAUCGAUAUGGAAACCCUAAAUGUGGAGCGGGUACAAUGUAGGGACAUACGUGUUGGAGCUGUGCUGCUCUUGUUGCCCAUGGAGGUGGUUCCGUGUGAUGUUGUGUUACUGCUUUCCUCCGGUGAAAAUGGAGAGGUGGUGAUUUCCACCGAGGCGUUGGACGGUGAAACGGUUUGCAAGAAACGCUAUGCAAUAUUAAGUGACAUGUACGCCCAACGUCCGACAACAAGUGUGGCAACUGUGGAUUCCAUGCAGGAGGAUGAAACAAAUAUACGUGUGGCAGCAGAGUUUAUUAGGGAUACAGAAUGUGUUAUAGAAUCAGAGGGACCCAAGCCUUUUCUCAAUAGUUUUACAGGUGUUGCCAGAGUACAAGUGCCCCAUGAUACGGAAGAGGAAGUAACUAUUGGCGUCAAUGCCGAGAAUGUUGCCUUAAACUCAAGUGUACUAAGAAAUACUCGCUUUGCUCUGGGUGUGGCUGUGUUUACAGGCAACGAGACACGGGUUUCGAUGACACGCACUACACCACCCACAAAGUGGUCUUUGAUUGAUCAACGCUUUAAUCAAAUGGUCAUCGUUGUUUUUUUUAUUCAAUUUAUUUUAGUGACGGUGUACGUGGGUUUAUCAGACGCAGCGUUAGAAAAGGAUCAACACGCCCUUUGGUAUCUUGGCAUGUAUGAAGAAAAGAUAGCCUUGAAGGAGUACGUCAUUCUGUUGCCAUUACGGUUUUUUUUAUUGGUUUCCCCGAUGGUGCCGCUUUCUUUUAAAGUGAUGGUCGAUGCAUCCAAAGCAUUUAUCAGCAUUCUCAUCAAGUGGGAUGAGGAGAUGUCCGAUGAAAACAUCAAAACCGAAGUUCAUAAUUCCUCUUUGAUGGAAGAUCUUGGGCAGGUGGAGUAUUUGAUGACAGACAAAACGGGAACCCUCACACGUAACACAUUAACUCUCAAGAGUGUUGUAGCAACGAAUGGAAAAAUAUUCAACCCAGGGACUCCACAUGAGGCGUCUGUCGUCAGACGAGAAAUGAGGCAGGACGAAUCGUUAUUGCAAUUGAUGCGAGUAUUGGUUUAUUGUAAUACUGUGGAGAGCACACGAGGAAUAACAUUGAAUGUGGCGCAGACAUCAGCGCCAAAAUCUCCACCAUCUUCCGCGUGGGUGUCGCCGUCACCGGAUGAGGUGGCACUGGUAGAAGGAGCCACUUUUUUGGGUGUCAAGUUACUUGAGCGAAAAAGAAGACGAGCUUUUGUCAUGUUUGGCAACAAUGUUGAGUCUGCAACCGUGCUGAAGUUUCUUCCGUUUACUCCAGAACGUCGUCGGUCAAGUAUACUGCUUCAGAUUGAUGGGGAUAUGCGAUUUCUUCUUCUGACGAAGGGCUCAGAUGAAAGUGUUUUGCCGCGGUGUAUUAAAACCUCUUAUAACCGUCAGAGGGUUUUACACAGACUGAGUUGCUUGAGUAGUGAGGGGCUUCGUACGCUUGUGAGUGCCUACCGCUACUUGACAGAUGAGGAGGCAGAGAUAUGGCUGGCAGACGUACGAAGGAAGGAAGCGAUAGUCACUGCCGCUGCACGUGCUGUAAAUGUCGGUGAGGCAUAUGAGUCUUUGGAAAAAGACCUUAUUUACUGCGGCAUCACUGCGGUGGAGGAUCAACUACAGGACGACGUUUGUCGCACCAUCACACAAUUGCGAUCCGCUGGUAUACGGGUGUGGAUGUUGACGGGGGACAAAAGUCAAACGGCGAAACAGACAGCCAUAGCAAGCGGGCUUGUUGGCCCUGACGACAGAGUUAUUGCGUUGACCCCUGAGGACGUCGAAUCCCUGUCAGUCCAGGAACAUUUCGAGUACGUCGAACGGCGUGUGAAUUAUGUAUUACGUAAACGGAAAUUCCAAGAGGCUGAGAAGAAGCAUAAUAUUCACCGUUCCUGGUACGUGCGUUCUGGUCUUCGUGACUUUGUAGGGGAAUUUUUUCACCAUGAAUCCAUUUUAUCUUUGCUUUACCACCCUUCGAGUAAGAGUUUUUCACAGGACUGUGAUGAAUACUUCACGCGUGAGGAUGUGGCAGAGAAUGAACAGGAGGAUUUACUGAGCAACUCCGUGACAAUUCAGAGUGGGGGCUAUGUGAUUCUUUUUUCAGGAAAAACGAUUGAGUUUUUAAAAGAAUGUGGCAAUAAGGAACUCUUUGUAAACUUCAAACGAGUGUUAUUGCAUGCCUCUACAGUCAUUUGUAGUCGUAUGGCACCAGAGCAAAAAUCUUUUGUUGUGCGAACUGUGAAGAAAGCAGGUCAUGUGACGUUGGCUAUUGGGGAUGGUGGAAAUGAUGUGUCUAUGAUCCAGUCUGCCCAUGUGGGUAUUGGAAUGAGAGGAAGAGAAGGCACUCAAGCGACAGCAGCUUCUGAUGUCGUUGUGUCUCAGUUUUGCUUCUUGUCCAGAUUGCUUUUGUUUCACGGUCACACAGCAUACCAGCGUUCGGCGAUUAUUGUACAACAAAGUUUUUGGAAAACCGUUGCUUUAGCAUGGAUGCAAUUACUCUUCAACAUAUACACGAAAUUUUCUGGUGUUUCUUUUUGGGAUUCUUUUUCACUUAUGAUGUACAACUCGCUUUUUACUGUCCCCGUGACUUUUCUCUGUGCACUGAAUAUACCACUUUCAGCUUCCGUGCUUCUCAACAACCCCCAGCUGUACAUCCUCUGUCAGAGGGGUAGGUAUUUGAACAUGGUAACUUUUUAUGGAUAUGUUUUUAGAGGAUUCCUGCAUGGAACGAUUAUCUUUUUCCUUGCGUUCGGUUUUCUCAAUGACAGUUCCAGUGGAGUCAUGCGGUUUGGUCACCCAAUGGACCGUGCGUGCGAUUUUUAUGUGAGUUGCUUUGCUUUAGUGACGCUUCACUCAUGCAUCAUCCUGCUGGAGACGCACUACAUCACAUUCUUUCAUUGGUUGGCACUAAUAUGGUCAGUGGUGGCGUUGUUUUUGUGCCUUUCGUUGUAUGGAUUACUCUCUGAAAAUCAUUCCCUCUUGGAGCUUUUGAGAAAUGCAUCUUUUUAUUUGCAGUGGAAUAUUGUGGUGGCAGUACCUUUUAUUUCCCUGUCCGUGUAUUCGGCAAUUAAGCUUUUUUUCUUCCCAGAUGUUCUGCAACUUCAACGACUUAUCAUUCAUAAAAUGUCGAAAGUCCCGUUUCUCUCUGGUUUGUGGCCAUUUUGGGUAGAUGAAAACCCCUCCCGAUUUUGGGGGUCCUUCUCGGUGCGUCACUGGUGCCGCGACAAGAGUCGUACCCCUUGUGGCUCCCAAUCCGUAGGCGGGAUCACUAGUCUGGACAUGCAGGCACAAAUUAAUGCCGAAGACUAUUGUGGCGAGCCCCACAUUGUAAAGAUGGCUUUGGAUACAGUUCGAGAUUCCACGGCUCUGUCGGAGCCCUUUAUCAAGAGAGUGUAG
This is a messenger RNA of Trypanosoma cruzi, 3780 nucleotides long. RefSeq names its product phospholipid-transporting ATPase-like protein, putative. Gene Ontology annotation, biological process: phospholipid translocation. Lineage: Eukaryota; Euglenozoa; Kinetoplastea; Trypanosomatida; Trypanosomatidae. Bases 1 to 3780 code for a protein of 1259 amino acids. Gene Ontology annotation, cellular component: plasma membrane. Gene Ontology annotation, molecular function: ATP binding; magnesium ion binding; ATPase-coupled intramembrane lipid carrier activity. The transcript has a single exon. The record is from RefSeq and is a predicted model, not a curated record.